AUGUGUAUGAGGCGCGGAGUCAGACCAGCCUUCUGUCCAGAGUUAAAAAAAGAUGAUCAACCAUUAACUGAUAAUGAUCGAGUAUAUGUUCAAGAAUAUGAUGAUCAUAUUGUUGUUACAAUGUCUAAGGUUGCCCGAGAUGAUGCUGAUAAAUAUGCAAUUAAUGUUGCAAAUGAUUCAGGUUCAUGUAAUAUACCAUUAAAAGUUAGUUAUUGUCCUCUUGAAAUAUCCAAUGUAUCCAAAGAUUGUGCAAGACUUUCAUGGAAACCACCAAAAGAUGAGGGUGGUAGUAAACUCAUAGGUUAUAUUGUUGAAAGACGUGAUACAGCAAAAGGACCUGAUGCUUACGAGGGAACAUCCCCAACUGUGAGUCUCCGUUUUGAAUCUGGUAUUUGCCAUUUUAUAGAGCUCAGUGAGUACAACAUGUGA
This is a messenger RNA of Rotaria sp. Silwood2, 429 nucleotides long. The record is from the annotation of a GenBank genome assembly. Lineage: Eukaryota; Metazoa; Rotifera; Eurotatoria; Philodinida; Philodinidae.